Messenger RNA from Heteronotia binoei (common prickly gecko), 3962 nucleotides. It is a transcript of the gene DEPDC1B, whose product is annotated as DEP domain containing 1B. The transcript is spliced from 11 exons. The record is from RefSeq and is a predicted model, not a curated record. Gene Ontology annotation, biological process: intracellular signal transduction; positive regulation of Wnt signaling pathway. NCBI's taxonomy places the organism in Eukaryota, Metazoa, Chordata, Lepidosauria, Squamata, Gekkonidae. The coding region runs from base 84 to 1673 and encodes 529 amino acids.
UCAAAUUCUUGCCUGGGAAGUUGGUCUAUUGUCUGGCUGGUCUCCGUGGAAACGGGCUGCUGAGAGUCCCGUUGCAGCGGCCGAUGGAGCCUCGACUGGUGGGGCCUGGACCCUACCGAGCGACGCGGCUGUGGAAUGAUACUAUUGAACUCUUUCGGAGUGGCAUGCCAUUACGGAAACAUCGUUGUCAUUUCAAAAGCUACGAGCGUUGCUUCACAGCAUCAGAGGCAGUAGACUGGCUGCACAGACUGUUGAGGCACAACCAGAAUUUCAGCCCAGAAGUAACUCGUGCACAAACUGUUCAACUCCUUAAAAAGUUCCUGAAGAAUCAUGUUAUUGAAGAUAUCAAAGGAAGAUGGGGCAAAGAGGAUUUUGAAGACAACUAUCAUUUAUACCGAUUUCCACCUUUCUCACCACUAAAACCAUACCCACAGCGACCUCUGUUCCGAAAGGAAAUUAUUACAUUUCCAAAUUGGGAUGAUAUUGAAAAAGAUACUUUCCAAGAACACAUACCAGUGAAGCAAAUCAUGUUGAACUCUGAAAUGUGGUUCAAACGUCACAGUAUAGCAAUUGGUGAAGUAUCAACAUGUAGACUUGUACACCGUCAAAGGUUAACAGAGGCAAAUAUAGAAGAGAUAUGGAAAUCCAUGACAUUAUCGCACUUGCAAAAAAUUUUAGGCUUGGAAUCUCUAGAAGAUGUGCUGGACACCAAACUUGUAAACUCAAAGCAUAUAAUCCAGAAUGUGUAUCAUGUCAACAAGCAGAGAGUUGUCAUUUUAAACGAUAAAUCAAAGGAUCUACCUCAUUGGGUGCUGUCGGCAAUGAAGUGUCUGGCAAAUUGGCCCAGGUGUCCAGAUCUGAAACAACCUACUUACCUGGGAUUUGAAAGAGAUGUCUUCAGGACUAUAGCUGAUUACUAUGGCCACAUUGAAGAGCCUCUUCUCACUUUCCAGUUUUUUGACAUCUUUGUCAGUGUGCUGGGUCUCCUCCAGGAAGAGACUUCAGCCAUUGAAGCACUGCAGGUUUGUUGUCUUCUUCUGCCACCAGAAAAUCGCCGCAAAGUGCAGCUGCUGAUAACUAUGAUGGCUAGGAUCAGUAUAAAUAAGGAUCUCCCCCCUCUAUGUGAUACAGCUGGGACAAGAACACUGAUGGUUCAAACCUUUUCUCGUUCUGUUCUCCGUUCCAAAGAUGAAGUGGACUUGGAUGAACUACUGGCAGCUAAACUAGUUUCAUUCUUGAUGGACAAUUAUCAGAAAAUCUUAAAUGUCCCUUGUGCUCUGAAAGCUGCAAUAGAGGAACAUGUAGCACAUCUUCAAAGGGUCCAGAUAAAAUAUCCGGGAACAGAUACUGAUGCCGCUAUACCUGCUCCAUCAUUUUGUCAUCAGAUCAGCACUGAUGAAUUUGAAUGCCAAAAAACGAAUGGCUUUCAAGAGCCACUGGCAAGCUUGCUGGAAGAAAUCACAAAGGACACAAAAAUGUCCGUCAAAGAGAAGAAGAAAAAAUUGAAGCGGUUUCAAAAAUCCUAUCCUGAUGUAUACAAGGAGCGAUUUCCUACCCCUGAAAGUGAAGCAGUUCUGUUUCCUGAAAAAAGUAAAAGGAAACCAAUGCUGUUGAUGUGGGCAUUUAAAAAACCUUUCCAGCCAUUUCAAAGAACAAGAAGCUUUCGGAUGUAGGACUUGAGUUGCAUCUCAAUAAUGGAUCAGUUUUAUGCAUCUGGAACAGCUGAAAAUACUUAUGACUACUGAAAACAUGGUUGAAAGGGAAAAACACUGGGGCAGGAAGCUGCUAUGCUGAGCCAUUACCAGUAAUUUUUGUUGUUGUUGCUCUUGUAAAUUUCUUAUGUCUUUCUUUUUAAAAAGAAGUAAAAAUUAGCUAUUGCCAAUUACUACAUUGGUUGUGACUUUAAGAUUUGAAAUUUUAAAAGGGAAACUACUGGACAUUGUUUAAAAAUACUGUAAAAUAUUUUAUGUACUUGAAUGAACCUGAAACACCAGGUCUUGUUCAGCACAGCUAUUUGUAAAUCAGGUAGCCAAACUUCAUACUACUGAUUUCAGCAAUGGACAAAAAGCCCAUUGUUUACAUGUCUAAGAUGGAAUGCUCAGAUUUAGAAGCAUGGACUUCAAAGCACAAGCUUUCAGUCGUGCCUUAUGAGAUCUGGUUAGGUAUUGCUGUAUCUAUGGAGAGCCAGUUUGGUGUAGUGGUUAAGUGUGCGGACUCUUAUCUGGGAUUCCUCACUCAUCCAUUUGCAGCUGCUGGAAUGGCCUUGGGUCAGCCAUAGCUCUCGCACAGUUGUCCUUGAAAGGGCAGCUUCUGUGAAAGCUCUCUCAGCCCCACUCACCUCACAGGGUGUCUGUUGUGGGGGAGGAAGAUAAAGAUAAAGGAGAUGGUGAGCCGAUCUGAGACUCUGAAAUUCAGAGUGGAGGGUGCGAUAUAAAUCCAAUAUCAUCAUCACCAAAAGUAUUAUGGCAUGUGGACUACUGUGACAGUUGCGGGUAUGUUGAAACCCCUCCCCCUUCCAUGUUGGUGGGCAGAAAGUAGCACAAUCAAUAGCAAUAUUUUGGUUGCUUUUUUAACUAGCUCCUUAACACUGGCAGCUCAUAGUUUCUGAUUGCAUAUGUAUAUAUGAACUGUUUUGUCAAAAGUAUGUACUAUUUCCUACAGUAGUUAUUGUAAAGGUUUUUUUCCUAUAAACGUGUGUGUUGCUUUUCAUAUUGUAGGGUUGUACCUGUACCCCUUUUGAGUGAAUGAGAAAAUGACUGCACACUUGAAAAGAUUACGCUGAAUGCGCUGUGGCCUAUCUUGGGAAUAUAUGAAGAGCCCUGGUGGUACAUCUAAGAGACCAAUGGCCCAUCUGAUGCAGCUUCCUGUUUCACACAGUUGCCAACAAACAAACAGGGUGUAGAGACCAAGGCACUUUCUGAUAUUGCCUCCUAGCACUGAGUUUCAGUGGUUACUGUAUCUGAAUAUGGGAGGUCCCCUAACUCAUCAUGACUAGUAGCCACUGAUAGACCUGUCCUUCAUCAAUCCACCUAAUCUGCUUUUAAAGCCAUAUAUGUUUGUGGCCGUCCCUGCAGUGAAUUCUACAAUUUAAUCACUCACUGAAUAAAGAAGUAUUUCCUUUUCUCCAUCCUUAAUCUAUUGCCUGUCUUCCUUACAAUUUAUGACUGCAGAGAACCCGACAACCAGAUGGCCUGUACUGGUGCUUAUUACAUGUGCAUCUCUCCUACCCCACUCCCAUUGCUAUGGAGUUAGGUGUUUGUAAAUGCAGUAAUUAGUUGACAUUAUUGAUUAAAAGAGAUGCAAGGUGCCUGUGCAAGAUACUCCUUUGUUACACAGUUACACUUUUGAGUGUGUCCCACCAAAGAUUUUUUUCAGGAAUUAUUCUGUAGGCACCAAGUCUUCCAACUGGUAAUUGAGCAUCUCUUUGGUACAAACUGUAUUGUAAAGUGGCAAAUGGUCUUUCCCAUUGCAGACUUGCAUCAUGUCAGUUCAGCUACAAUUAAGCUGCCCUCUAUCAAGUAUGACUGUCCCAGGUUUGAGGCUAGUACUUGCACAGUAUAAAGGUCAAAGCCCCUAUACAUAGAUCAUCUAUCCUAAAUAAGUUUAUUCUGAAGUAGACCAUUGGUUUUUGUGAGAUUUGCUUCCUGGCAAAGACAGUUAGGACUUCAGGCUAGCUUACUCAUGCGCUUCAUCGACCUUCUGCCAGUUGUUGGUACUGGUUGAAAAGUGGGAAGAGGUCCAACUAACUAGAAUAAUGGAGAAUUGUCAGAAGUCAGUGUCUUAGUUCUGUCUCUCCCAUCACCCUGAGAACUGGAUUUAAGAUGAAAUCUUGAAAGGCAAAAGAGUUUCAUGUAAUGAGAUUUCUGUACAUAAGGAACUGUAUUGUAAAUGUAUGUCCUGAAUUUAGCCAGGUUUUCUGCUCUUGUAGAAAAUAGCAAGCAUUAAAUCAUUCAUGGUUUUAA